Diospyros lotus (date-plum) is the source of this 1859-nucleotide messenger RNA. Its product is annotated as protein NRT1/ PTR FAMILY 4.6-like. The record is from RefSeq and is a predicted model, not a curated record. Gene Ontology annotation, cellular component: membrane. Gene Ontology annotation, biological process: transmembrane transport. The transcript has 5 exons. Lineage: Eukaryota; Viridiplantae; Streptophyta; Magnoliopsida; Ericales; Ebenaceae. Gene Ontology annotation, molecular function: transmembrane transporter activity. Bases 69 to 1859 code for a protein of 596 amino acids.
ACAGGACUCACCUCACCACUUCAUUUUUCAUUCAGAAGAUUUCUGAUCAAGUCUUAAAGAGAUCGGGAAUGUUGGUUAGAGAAAUGGCUGAGAUGCAACAAUUAAACACAUGGGAAGGCUAUGUAGAUUGGAGGAAUAAACCAGCCAUGAAAGCCCGUCAUGGUGGUUUGCUUGCUGCCUCGUUUGUACUAGUUGUGGAGGUGCUCGAGAACUUGGCAUACCUGGCCAAUGCAAGUAACCUUGUACUCUAUCUGACAAAAUUCAUGCAUUUUUCUCCGUCCAGUUCAGCAAACAUUGUUACCAACUUCAUGGGCACAGCCUUCCUCCUUGCUCUCCUUGGAGGUUUCUUAGCCGAUGCUUUCUACACAACUUUCUGCAUCUAUCUGAUAAGUGCCACAAUAGAAUUCAUGGGCCUGCUAAUACUCACAAUACAAGCCCACACACCCUCUUUGAAGCCAGCAUUCUGCACGUUUGCCCAUGGAAACACUCCAUGCAAGCAACUUCAUGGGGGAAAAGCAGUGCUACUGUUUGCAGGCCUCUAUCUGGUCGCACUGGGUGUUGGUGGAAUAAAAGGUUCUCUUCCUCCACAUGGAGCAGAGCAGUUUGACGAGAAUACACCAAAGGGAAGGAAACAGAGAUCGAGCUUCUUCAACUACUUUGUGUUCUCCCUCUCUUGUGGAGCUCUAAUUGCUGUGACUUUUGUGGUGUGGGUAGAAGACAAUAAAGGAUGGCAAUGGGGUUUUGGGAUCGCCACAGCAACAAUAUUGCUCUCCAUCCCAAUCUUCCUCCUUGGCUCUCCAACCUACAGAACCAAAAUUCCAGCAGGAAGCCCUAUUACCACAAUAUUCAAGGUUUUGGCUGCAGCAAUUUACAACAGGUGUGUAUCAAGGAAUUCAAGCAAUGUUAUUGCCAGCAUGAACUCAAGCGCAUCAUCCUACCCAACUGAUACCAGUGAGGAAGAAGGUCAUGCCAAAGAAAACACACAAAUUCAAACUGCAACACAAGAGCUAAAGUUUCUAGAUGGAGCAGUGAUGAGGAACCCCAUUCACCCUGCACUAGCAUGCAGUGAAAAACAAGUCGAAGAAGUGAAGAUAGUAAUUAAGGUUCUCCCCAUCUUCAUGUCUACCAUUAUGCUAAAUUGCUGCCUUGCUCAGCUCUCUACCUUCUCAGUCCAACAGGCAGCCAGUAUGAACACCAAAAUCGGCUCCUUAAGGGUUCCACCAGCUUCUCUACCCAUAUUUCCAGUUCUCUUCAUGAUGGUCCUUGCACCAGUCUACAGUCACAUCAUCGUCCCAUUUUCCAGGAAGAUAACCAAGACUGAAAUGGGUGUCACUCACUUACAGAGAAUAGGUACUGGGCUAGUUCUCUCCAUCGUGGCCAUGGCUGUUGCAGCACUUGUAGAAGCAAAGCGAAAGAGAGUAGCAGUUCAAUCCAAUAUGCUGAAUUCCUCCAAACCUCUUCCCAUCACAUUCCUUUGGAUUGCUUUGCAGUACUUGUUCCUGGGGUCAGCUGAUCUUUUUAGCUUGGCUGGCAUGAUGGACUUCUUUUUCACAGAGGCCCCCUUUAGCAUGAGAUCUUUGGCCACAGCUAUGUCCUGGGCUUCCUUAGCAAUGGGAUACUACCUAAGCUCAGUGCUCGUGUCAAUUGUCAAUGGCAUCACUGGUACCUUACAAAACACACCAUGGCUCACUGGAAGCAACUUGAAUCAUUAUCAGCUCAACAGGUUUUACUGGCUACUGUGCGUAUUAAGUGGAUUGAAUUAUUUGCUUUACAUGCUAUGGACUAGCCGCUACAAGUACAGAUCAAUCAGGCCCCAAGAUCAGAGGGAAAACCCAAACAUUAAUUCCUUAGAGGUAUAA